This is a messenger RNA of Lycium barbarum (goji berry), 1965 nucleotides long. RefSeq names its product receptor-like protein 9DC3. Lineage: Eukaryota; Viridiplantae; Streptophyta; Magnoliopsida; Solanales; Solanaceae. Gene Ontology annotation, molecular function: protein binding. The record is from RefSeq and is a predicted model, not a curated record. The transcript is spliced from 6 exons. Bases 1 to 1965 code for a protein of 654 amino acids.
AUGAAUAUCUUUUCUAUUUUAACAACUCUGAGGCUGGGAGAUACAGGAUUGUAUAGGAUAACGCCUGAGAGUAUUUUUCACUGGCCCAACCUGGAAAGACUUGACUUAUUCGACAACGAUCAUCUCAAUGUUUAUUUUUUGAAGACCAAAUGGAACAGCAAUGCAUCUCUCAUAGAGUUAGAUCUUAGUGAGGCCCUGGUACUUUAUUCGUGCAAUCUCUUGGGGCCUAUUCUUGAAUCUUUUUCGAAUCUCACCCACAUAGAGUCUUUGUACCUUGAAGAUAACUCCUUGAAUGGAUCAAUACCAUCAUGGAUAUUCUCCCAAAUUCCAUCAAUAAGUAGUCUAGACUUGAGUAAUAACCACUUUUCUGGUCAGCUUGAGGAUUUCAAUGGCAAUAUAGAUGUCAGCUUGUUUUCAGACCUUAAAUAUCUUACGGAUCUUGAUCUUUCAUAUAAUCGUAUCUCAUUGACCAAUGAGAACAUAGUUAAAUUUACUUUGCCCGAAUCUCUCGAUACCUUACAGUUGGUUGCAUGUGAAGUGAAAGAAUUAGAAUUUUUGAGUUCCGCAAAGAAACUUGAGGUGUUGGAUCUUUCAUAUAAUAAGCUUCAAGGAAGGAUUCCUAAUUGGGCAUGGUCUAACUGGAUGUUUUCAUUGAGAAAUCUUAAUAUAUCCCACAAUAUGUUGACGAGUUCAAUACCUAUUCUGCCAGAUUCCACAUUAUACUUCUUCAUAUCUGAACAUAAUCUAAGUGGGAAGAUACCUUUGUCUAUUUGCAAUUUGACGUCAUUGCAAAUUCUAGAUUUGACCAGAAACAAUUUGCGAGGAGAAAUUCUGCAAUGUUUGGGCAAUAUCACAGCUCUUGAGAUUUUGGAUAUGCGUCGCAACAAUCUUUCGGGGGCUCUUGCAACAACUUUCAGCAUUGAAAGUUCACUUAGAAACUUCAACUUGCAUGAUCUCUCUUCCAAUGCCUUCAUAGGAAACUUCCCAGUGUGGCUCUUGAAAGCCAUGAGGACAAUUGAUCACACAAUGAAGGCACCAAUUGAUGAAGGAGAUGGAUAUUACCAAGACUCGGUAGCUAUCGUAACAAAGGGAUUGGAGCUUGAAGUUGUGAGAAUCUUGUUUCUGUACGCCACUAUCGAUCUUUCAAACAAAAAAUUUGAAGGACAUAUUCCUAGUGUUUUGGGAGAUCUCAUUGCACUUCGGGUGCUGAAUUUGUCUCAUAAUGGAUUGCAAGGUCAUAUACCAUCAUCACUUGGAAAUUUAUCUGUAGUAAAAUCCUUGGACCUUUCUUGUAACCAUCUUUUGGGAGAGAUACCACAACAACUCGCUAAACUUACAUAUCUCGAAUUCUCAAAUCUCUUCCACAAUCAUCUCAAAGGGUGCAUUCCUCAAGGGAAUCAAUUGCAUACCUUUGAGAACAAUUCAUAUGAAGGUAAUGAUGGAUUACAUGGAUUCCCAGUUUCUUGCAAUGAUCAUGUAUCAGAGACAAAUUAUACCGUAUUUGCAUUAGACGAUCAAGACAACAAUUCUGAAUUUCUAAAUGAUUUUCGGAAAGCUGCUCUUAUGGGCUAUAGUUGUGGACUAUGUAUUGGGUUAUCCAUAGUAUAUUUCAUGGUUUCAACUGGAAAUCCAAAAUGGCUUGCAAGAAUCAUUGUGAACUGGAACACAAAAUUACUAUGCGAAGGAGAAAGAAGCUGCGAUGUCAAAGGAAUCACAGAAGAAGAAAUAAUCCAUUGUAGACAAGUUAUUAAUCGAGCAAGAUUUGAUUUCAGAACUUUAGGUAUUCAAGUUAAUCACUAUGUUGAUCUUUUAGUUUAUUAUAAGUCGAUGCACAUUGCACAUGUACACACACAGAUCCAAGUUAAUGGCAUUGCAAAUGUCUUGGCUGCACCACAACAGUGUGCUGUCAGCAAGAUGAAUACAGGCAGUCUCAGUGAUUAUUUCUAUCAAACACAAGCAUUUUAG